Molecule: messenger RNA, 735 nt
Organism: Acanthamoeba castellanii str. Neff
Lineage: Eukaryota; Discosea; Longamoebia; Acanthamoebidae
Product: Ras subfamily protein
Exons: 6
Coding region: 1-735 (244 amino acids)
Molecular function (GO): GTPase activity; GTP binding
Source: RefSeq, a predicted model, not a curated record
AUGACGUGGCUGCGCUCUGCCGUCUCGCAGAAACGCGACACCCACACCUUCCCACUCAAGCCCUCAACACCUGGCGACUACCUGGCCAAAGUGGUCAUGCAAGGCGACUCUGGCGCAGGAAAAUCGGCAAUCCUCCACCGCUACGUGCGUGACGAAUUCGAAGCCCAUCAUUCUCCGACCUUCGGCGCGGCCUUCGAGCGCCGCUGUGUAGAGUGGCAUGCCAACAGGAUCCAGUUGCAAUUGUGGGACAUGAGCGGGCAGGAGCGGUACAGAUCCCUCUCGCCGAUGUACUUUCGUGGCGCGCACGGCGCGGUGGUGGUCUACGACAUCGCCAAAAGGUCGACCUUCGACAACGUUACGCGCUGGCUGGCGGAAACACGCAAGUACGGGCUGGAAGGCUUGGUCGUGGUGGUGGCGGGCAACAAGACCGACCUGGCCUCCUCGACCAGACGCGCUGUGACCGAGCUCGAGGGCAGGGCGAAGGCGGAGGAGUUGGGCGCGCUGUUCUGCGAGUGCUCGGCCAAGACGGGCGAGGGCGUGGCUGACGUGUUCAACCUCCUCGUGGGUCGCCUGAUGGGCGGCUGGCAGCGCGUGACCCACAUGGCCACUCCGGCGCACGUGCCCAGCGAAGCCCUCCUCGCCCAGCUCUUCCCACACGCCACCGCCACCGUCACCAAUAGCAGCUCAGGAGACAGCGUGCAGCAGCAGCAGCCACCAAGGUGUGCGCUCCAGUGA